Lactuca virosa is the source of this 1680-nucleotide messenger RNA. The record is from the annotation of a GenBank genome assembly. NCBI's taxonomy places the organism in Eukaryota, Viridiplantae, Streptophyta, Magnoliopsida, Asterales, Asteraceae.
AAAAGGAAGGGCGCGUUGUCUUCAAUUCAACGCCGAUUAAAACCCUCACAAACAUUCAUCUCCUUCAUCAAACCCUAAAAUACGAAGCUUGUAGAAAUUGCACUUGUUACAAGAGAGAAAGAAAUUGAAGAAGUGUCAUAUUCGAUCAUACCGUGGCUACCAAAAACUCAGAAGAAGGGGAGGCAAACAAUAGCCGUCUCCAGACGUUCUUAUCGUCGAUCUUGACGAGUAUUGGAGGAGUUUUUGGUCAUAAUCACGAAGAAAUGGCGUCCAAUGAAACUGUUCUUCCGAUUCAACAGGCAAACAGAGUAGCAGAUGUUAACCAGAAGAACCCAGGGCAAGGAGAAAGAAGGAACAGGCGAGCCCUUGGUGACAUUGGAAAUCUUGUUCCUGCUUCAACCCUUAAUGAAAUAGGAAAGCCCCAACUUCAGAUCACUCGUCCCAUUACACGAACUUUUAGAGCCCAAUUGGUUGCAAAUGCUCAAGCUGUAGAUAAGAAUGCCAAGAAACCACAAGAAGAAGCCAGCCAUGCUGAUGUAGCCCAGAAAAAACAUGAAGAAACUCCAAGAAGAAAACUCAAAAAGCCCACCAAGUCACUCACCUCUGUCCUCACUGCUCGUAGCAAGGUUGCAUGUGGGAUCACAACAAGACCAAAAGAUCCAAUCAUCAACAUAGAUCAAUCCGACAUCAACAAUGAACUAGCAGAAGUGGAAUACGUAGAAGACAUCUACAAAUUCUACAAACUCACAGAAACAGAAGGUGGCUUAAGGGACUACAUGAACUCACAACCCGAUCUCAACGCCAAAAUGAGGGCUAUUUUAGUCGACUGGUUAAUUGAAGUUCACAGGAAAUUCGAACUCAUGCCAGAAAGUCUUUACCUCACAGUCAACAUAGUUGACCGAUACCUCUCAAUGAGGACAGUUCCCAGAAAAGAACUUCAGUUGGUUGGAAUCAGUGCAAUGUUAAUUGCGUGUAAGUAUGAAGAGAUUUGGCCUCCUGAAGUGAAUGAUUUGAUUGCAAUUUCGGAUAAUGCGUAUACAAGGGAGCAGAUUUUGGGAAUGGAGAAAGCUGUUCUUGGAGUUUUAGGGUGGUAUUUGACCGUUCCUACACCUUAUGUGUUUCUUGUUAGGUAUACAAAAGCUUCUGUUCCAACUGAUAUCGAGAUGGAGAAUAUGGUGUUUUUCUUGACUGAGUUGGGUUUGGUUCACUACUCGAUUGUUAUGGGGAAUAGUCAUUCGAAACUUGCUGCUUCAGCUGUUUAUGCUGCCAGGUGUACACUGAAUAAGACUCCUGCAUGGACUGGGACACUCAAGUAUCAUACUGGGUACUCUGAAGAUGAACUAAGGGAUUGUGCAAAGAGUUUGGUGAAUUUCCAUGCGUGUGCUAGUGAGACAAAGCUGAAGGCGGUGUACAGGAAGUAUGUGAAUCCAGAAAAAGGUGCGGUGGCUCUUUUUCCUCCGGCGAGAAGUCUUAUGGUGGAGGUGGGUGGUGGAGAAUCUUCAUAAAAAAGAUGUUGUGGUGGUUAUUUUGAUUUUGAGAUCAUUUUACUUGUAUGAUCUUCUUGGUUUUUGGUGAAGAUUAUGUUGGUCUUGUUUAGGAUGCUGGUUAUGCUUACUGAUUGAUUAUUAACUUUUUAGGUAAAGUGUGCUUAAUUAUUAUAUGAUUGUCAAUAUGAUGUGU